AUGGUCGACAAGCGCUCCCGUGACGCGUCCUCCUCCGCGGCACAGAAGCAAGACCGCAAGUUCGCCUGCACACAUCCGGGCUGUGGAAAGACUUUCAAUCGCAAAGACUAUCUCGCACGACACUCUGCGAAUCACCUGGAGGUCAGACCGUACCAAUGUCCUAUCUGUCCCUCCCAGUUCGCUCGGCAGGAUCUGCUGGAGAAGCACAUGUCAACAAAAGCCCAUGAGAAGCGACAGAAGAGAGAAGCACUGCAACGCAGCAUCCAGCAAUUGCAGCAAACACACUUAGCUGCGCAACAACAGUCGUCCAUGGCCCUUCCUUCUCUUUCUACUCAACCCCUCGUGAACCUCUUGCCGCAGGGCCAGCUGCCUCAGCAGCCUGGUUCUGCUCAUCCCAAUCACCUUCUUGACGAUCCUCUCCGACCCCUUCAUGUGGCGCCCCACCAACCUCCAGCAGUGAGCGUUCCUAAUUCCACUGAACCAAAACAGGAAAUGGCAAAACUUCCGGAAGAUCACCCUUCUCACGCUUUACAAGCCUCUAUCGCCUCUUCUUCUCAACAUGUCCCAACUGCUGCAGAGCAGUACAGUCUUUCAUACGGUUCGGCAACUGAUUGGCCUAAGUUCUCUCUCGAUACUUUCGACCUUAGUCUCUCAGAUCAUUAUACCUGGCUUUUUGGUUCGGAUUUUUGGACAGAUUCCUCUGAAAGCCUUUUACCUUCUCGAAACUCAUCGCAAGAAGUUCAAAAUGUCUGGAGUAACCCUCAGUUACAAAACAGUCAAUCGGCAGAGAGGAUGUACGAUACUGGUCAUGGGGCAAGUCAUGACCUGACUGCUCGUGCAUAUUCAUCUUCUGCCUCUCUCAGUCAGAUAGCAACAGCACCUCUGGCAAUGGCCGAGAAAUCUUCUGUAACGCUAGAGGAUGCUCUUUUGGAUACACAGAUGCCUGGACCUGGUCACAUCGGCCCUGUGCCGUUUAUCUCAAAGCACGCUCGGACAGUUCCUGUCACUGCCAAUGAUACAAUGAAGCAGUAUUUGAAUCUAUACUGGGUUCAUUUUGAUGCACUCUAUCCCAUCCUUCACCGGCCGACCUUUGAUCCAUCAGUCAUGGAGCCCGCUCUUCUUAUCGCGAUCGUGACUAUCGGUAUGGCUUACUCUACUGAUCGGGAAGCUUCCACGCUUGCUAUCGUCAUACACAAGAAGUUCAGAAACAUUGUUUUUUUGAUGAUCGAAGACCAACCACAAGUUCAGCUCUGGGUUCAUCAAACUUUGCUCUUGACCAACUACUUUGACAAAAUGCUUGGUAGUACGGUCCAGUAUGACAUGUCUCAGUUUUUCCACGGGACAAAUAUCGCAUUGAUUCAUUUCUCGGGAUACCUUAAGGGUCUGCAGGAACCACAGAUUUCUGAGACAUCCGAUAACGACACCGCAGAUCACCAAUGGAGAGAAUGGGUGUGGUACGAGACGACAAAAAGAACUGCUUUUUUUGCAUUUAUAUGCGACACCCAACACGCCACGUUAUUUCGUCACAGUCCGAUUCUCUCCGCUUUUGAGGUUCGUCUCGAACUUCCUUCCACCGACGCGUGCUGGGCAGCAAAAGAUGGCGGCGAAUUCUAUCAGAUGUAUCAGAUUCAGUGCAAAGCAGCUGAAGUCGGGAUGAUGCAAUUCAGAUCGAAUCCUGGCGACGGAGUGGCGAAAGCACCAGUAGACUCCAAAGAAGAACUGAGAGGCCCAACAAUCGGUGACGGCCAAGCGAAGGAGGUUUUGUGGCCAACUUUUCUGCACAGUUUAAAGCGCUUGAUCCGGCUGUCGAGAGAGGAUCAGAAGGAGUUUCAUCUCGCCAACUUCUCUCAAUUCUCGUGCCUUAUUUUGCUGCACGGACUGCUCAGUAUUUGCUGGGAUAUGCAAUGGCGAGGUCUGCUUGAUAUGGGAAUAGUCUCAAAGAGAAGAAUGACUGAAUUUAAAAACCGACUAGAAACGUCGUUUGCCAACUGGAAAAACUACUUUGAUUAUCAGUUGAGCAAGUCAAAUCUUCCGUCUAUUUCCUCAACUGUCAUGAUCGCGGGAGAGUCUUCACCCCGUAAUCAAGGUACACCUGACCCUUUUCCAAGCAGUUCAGGCUUUGGUGGUCGAGGUCUAGGGCAAUCUGCGAUGCAAAUGGUGAUGGGUCCGAUGAACGAUUACACAUACAACUCUCCAAUGCUGUGUUCAAAUUGGGCGAUGUUUCAGCUCGGAUUAUUGGCUCUUCAUGUCGACACGAUGAGUCUGCGAAUCAAUGCAGGAUCACCGAACGUCUUGGGACGGAAGAUUCGAGUGAUCGAUAGAGAAAACUCCAACAGAGCAGUACAUCUCUGGGCAAAAUCAGAAGAUGGUCGCCUGGCAGCUUGGCAUUCUGUGCAAUUCAUGAGACGAAUCGCUGAGAAUGAAGGUUUGCUGGACCAGGCUGUACAUAUUCCAUGGGGUGUAUAUCUUGCUACUCUAACAGUCUGGUCGUAUGAGCGAUAUCAAGAAGUUAAUGAUGAGACGCCGUCGACGUUUGCUGGUAGCAGUCGAAAAUACGUUUCGGUGAACGGGCGAAAUAUUGAGUACAGUCUGGCUAAGCAAGAUGCUCUGCAAUAUUUGAGACGAAUGAAUGCAAGGGGACAUGCGAUAGGACUUGGCAAUCCGCAAGCCAAUUCAAGCCGCAGCUUCCGUGACGCACAAGGCUAUGGUGACGAUUCGAAGGAUGCGGCUAGGAUUGAAUCUAGUGAUGGCAAGCCGUUAGUUGUUGGACUAGUCGCGUUUUCCGCGUCGUUGCUGAUGCAUAUCAAGUGGGGUUUUGUUUUGCGCGGAUGUGAGGUGUUGAAUAACAUUUUGAAGGAGUAUAUCGACUGA
This is a messenger RNA of Myxozyma melibiosi, 2871 nucleotides long. Its product is annotated as fungal-specific transcription factor domain-containing protein. Gene Ontology annotation, molecular function: RNA polymerase II cis-regulatory region sequence-specific DNA binding; zinc ion binding; DNA-binding transcription factor activity, RNA polymerase II-specific. The transcript is spliced from 4 exons. Gene Ontology annotation, biological process: DNA-templated transcription; regulation of transcription by RNA polymerase II. Lineage: Eukaryota; Fungi; Ascomycota; Lipomycetes; Lipomycetales; Lipomycetaceae. The coding region runs from base 1 to 2871 and encodes 956 amino acids. Gene Ontology annotation, cellular component: chromatin. The record is from RefSeq and is a predicted model, not a curated record.